Molecule: messenger RNA, 468 nt
Organism: Chlorella variabilis
Lineage: Eukaryota; Viridiplantae; Chlorophyta; Trebouxiophyceae; Chlorellales; Chlorellaceae
Exons: 4
Coding region: 1-468 (155 amino acids)
Source: RefSeq, a predicted model, not a curated record
AUGCCCACGCUGCAGCCCUCCUCGCUGGUGGACGCCCUGUGGGGCACUCGCACGCACACCGAGGGAGCCCAAUACCAGAAGCCACGGAAAAUCCCGCUGCGCAUAGAGCCCAAAACAUACUUUGCCAAUGAGCGCACCUUCCUGGCCUGGCUGGGCAUGGCCACCACGCUGGGCACAGUGAGCACUGCCAUUGCGGGGUUUGCCGUGGAGGACGCAGAGGCCAAGCACAAGGGCGGCAUCAGCCAGAGCACGGUGGAGCUCAUCACGCUCACGCUGCUGCCCAUCUCCAUUGCCAUGAUUGCCUAUGCCCUCUUCACCUUCUACUGGCGCUCCGAGUUCAUCCGCCGCAAGCAAGUGGGCUUCUUCGAUGACAAGCUGGGCCCCAUCACUCUGGCCGUCAUCGUGAUGAUUAGCCUGACGCUCAUCAUGCUUGCGGCCAUCAAGGACUUGAUAACAAAUCACAAGUAG